CUUAAGAAUCAUUAUAUAGACCAACUUAGUACUUUCUAAGAUAUCUUUCUCAAUGGCUUCGAUGUGCUUUUUUUAUAAUUCAAUUCUCCGUUACAACUACAAUCAUAGAAAAACUAGAUCUUUUCACAUUUGUAAACACUUAUGUUCAUUACAAUCGACAUCAACAGUCGUCAUUGCAGCUGAGUCCUUUGUUAGACGAUCUGCAAAUUAUAAGUCAUCACUAUGGUCCUUUGAUCAAGUUCAAUCGCUCUCUAGCAAAUACAUAGGAGAAGAGUACACGGCAACAACACGUACUUUAAAGGAAGUUGUGAAAACGUUAAUAUACAAUGUGGGAAAUCCAUUAGGCACUCUGGAGCUGGUUGAUGAGUUGCAGAGACUCGGGAUAUCAUAUCAUUUUGAGGAUGAAAUAAGUGAAGUGUUGGAGAUGAUUUACUACAAUUACUACAAAACUCACAACAAGUGGAAUAGCAUGGAUUUGAACGUUAAAGCACUUGGCUUUCGACUACUAAGACAACAUGGUUAUCAGGUUCCCCAAGAGAUAUUUCUCAACUUUAAGGACAAGACUCAAAAUCUAAACCCACAAUUACUUGAGGAUAUGGUGGCAACGCUGAACUUGUACGAGGCUUCUUAUCAUUCAUUCGAGGAUGAAAGCAUAUUGGACGAUGUUAGAGACUUCACAACCAAAUAUCUCCAAGAAAAUUUAGAGAAACUUGAUGGAAAUAUAUCAUCGUUAGUAACACAUGCGUUGGAGCUUCCGUUGCAUUGGAGAGUACCAAGGGUAGAGGCGAAAUGGUUUAUGGAAGUAUAUGAGAAAAGAAGCGGCAUAAAUCCCACAUUGAUAGAGCUUGCAAAACUGGAUUUUAACAUGGUCCAGGCUAUCCACAUCGAGGAUUUAAAACACUCCUCAAGGUGGUGGAGAAAUAUAAGUUGGGAUAAGAAGUUGAGCUUUACUCGAGAUCGGUUGGUGGAGAAUUUUUUGUGGACUGUUGGUGUUAGUUACCUACCUCGCCUUAGCAAUGGAAGGAGAACGUUAACUAAGGUUAAUGCCAUAAUUACUACUAUCGAUGAUGUCUAUGAUGUAUUUGGUACUUUGGAUGAACUUGAACAAUUUACCGAUGUUAUCAGCAGAUGGGACCUCCAUGGGAUAGGAGAACUUCCAGAUUAUAUGAAGAUAUGUUUCCUUGGAUUCUAUAACUCGAUAAAUGAGAUUGCAUAUAACACCUUGACAAACACAGGAUUCUUAAUCCUUAAACACCUAAAGAAAGCAGUAAGUAAUCCUUCUUCUUCGUAA
Molecule: messenger RNA, 1291 nt
Organism: Lactuca virosa
Lineage: Eukaryota; Viridiplantae; Streptophyta; Magnoliopsida; Asterales; Asteraceae
Source: the annotation of a GenBank genome assembly